Molecule: messenger RNA, 715 nt
Organism: Elaeis guineensis (African oil palm)
Lineage: Eukaryota; Viridiplantae; Streptophyta; Magnoliopsida; Arecales; Arecaceae
Biological process (GO): cell fate determination
Source: RefSeq, a predicted model, not a curated record
UUUGCAAAGGCCAGGACCACAGGGUUUUUUUAAAAGUUUUUAGAGGAUGUGGAUCCCGCGCUAACGCUAUCGGCCCAGGGAAAAAUAUUUUUGGUUUCAGGAAAGAAAAUUCCUCUCGGACUUAGUAAACCAGUGGGGCAAAAAAUAAAAAAAAGCCAAAUUGGCUGUACGAAAUGGAAAGGAAAAGCCAUGGAAUAGAGUGUGUCCACAUGCAAUGGACCACCUCAUCUGUCUCUAUAUAUACUCCUUGUGAAGAAGUUCCUCACCCUCUUCAAACCGCCCAAGAGACAACCAAAAAAAAUGGCAGCUGCUGUCAAACUUCUCUUUGUUGUGCUUUCUCUCUGCAUCUUUGUAACAGGGAGGAGCCAAAACUGCAACCUCUCAACUGUUCAAGUUCAACAGACCAACACUGGAGGGAAGAAAGGCUAUGAUCCUAUAUUUGAGGUGGAGGUGAAGAAUAUAUGCCAAUGCGAGCUGAUGAAAGUGUUCUUACGAUCGGAGGGAUUCGCCAGCUCUAUGCCGGUUGAUCCCAAGUUAUUUAGACAAGAGACUGAUGGAUACCUAGUGAAUGAUGGGAAGGGCAUUCCCAGCUUGAUGUCUGUCAAGUUCCCGUACGCAUGGGAUAGGGCCUUCAAGAUGACUCCUUCAGCCUUGGAGGUUAGUUGCAAGGAAAAUAGGAAGGAAUUAUAGAUGGACACAGUUUAAGGGGUGAUCC